GCCCCCGGGGCUAACCCCCGGUCGCCGACCGAAUUAAUGGCCGGAAAUCCGAGGAGGGGCGCCGGUCUCAUCGGCUUGAUGAAGGACGCCUUUCAGCCCCACCAGCAGCCUCUGCAGCCUCACCAGCCCGCAGUGGUCGAUAAGAAAAUGGUGGAGAAAUGCUGGAAACUCAUGGAUAAGGUGGUGCGCUUGUGCCAGAACCCAAAGGUGGCGCUGAAGAACAGCCCGCCCUACAUCCUGGACCUGCUGCCGGACACCUACCAGCACCUCCGCACCGUCCUGUCGCGGUACGAGGGCAAGAUGGAGAUCCUCGGGGAGAACGAGUAUUUCCGCGUGGUCAUGGAGAACUUGACCAACAAGACGAAGCAGACCAUGAGCCUUUUUAAGGAGGCCAAGGAGAGGAUGUUUGAGGAGAACUCCCAGCCCAGGCGGAACCUUACCAAGCUGUCGCUGAUCUUCAGUCACAUGCUCGCAGAGCUGAAAGCCAUCUUCCCCAAUGGCCUAUUUCAGGGGGACAACUUCAGGAUCACCAAAGCUGAUGCUGCCGAAUUUUGGAGAAGGUCAUUCGGAGACAAGACCAUCGUGCCGUGGAGGACAUUUCGCCAAGCUCUCCACGAGUUUCACCCCAUCAGCUCGGGCCUGGAGGCCAUGGCUCUCAAGUCCACCAUCGACCUCACGUGCAACGACUACAUCUCCGUCUUUGAGUUCGACAUCUUCACCCGGCUCUUCCAGCCAUGGUCGUCACUUCUAAGGAACUGGAACAGCCUGGCGGUCACACACCCGGGUUACAUGGCCUUCCUCACCUACGACGAGGUCAAGGCCCGACUGCACAGGUUCAUCCACAAACCGGGCAGCUACAUCUUCAGGCUGAGCUGCACUCGGCUCGGCCAGUGGGCCAUCGGCUACGUGACAGCUGAUGGGAACAUCCUGCAGACCAUCCCCCAUAACAAACCCCUCUUCCAAGCCCUCAUUGAUGGAUACAGAGAGGGAUUCUACCUGUUCCCAGAUGGCCGAGCACAGAACCCGGACCUAACAGGGCUGUGUGAACCUUCUCCACAGGACCACAUCAAAGUUACUCAGGAGCAGUAUGAGCUUUACUGCGAGAUGGGCUCCACGUUCCAGCUCUGCAAGAUCUGUGCGGAGAACGACAAAGAUGUGAAGAUUGAGCCCUGCAGACAUCUGAUGUGCACUUCCUGUCUAACGGCGUGGCAGGAGUCGGAGGGCCAGGGCUGCCCAUUCUGCCGCUGUGAGAUCAAAGGUACAGAGCCCAUCGUGGUGGACCCGUUCCACCCGAAGGCCAGCGGCGCUUCCUUUGCUGGUUUUCAGGGUUCCAGCAGAGCGGAGGCCGCCGCCAAUGACGAGGAGGAGGACGAUCGCCUGGAGGACCACCUAGUCAUGAGCAGGCUGGCCUGCACCAAGGUGGAGCGCCCACCCUCUCCCGUGUCUCAGCUGCCUCCAGUGCCCCCCAGACUGGACCUGCUGCAGCAGAGACCCUCCAACUCCCACAUCCCACAAACUCAGGGAGCCACAUCCAAGAUGGCAGCCACCCACAGAGACAAGCCUCUACCUCUGCCUCCCGCCCUGAGAGAGCUGCCCCCUCCUCCCCCUCCCGAGCGCCCCUCCCUGGUUGGCCAGGACUGCAGACUCCAGAGGAGGCCGCUGCCGUCAACCCCCGACCAGGCGUCCUGGGCCUCCAACUACAUGGUGCCGCGUCCAGCCACCAAGGCCCCGUCUGCCCUGUGCGCUGCGCCUCCGAACAGCGCAGCCAGUGGGGAGGGAAGCAAACCCCAGGCAGCCACCAACGUGGUCUACUGCCUGGCUGCAAGAUCUCUGCCGGCGGCGGCCAGCGUGGAGCAGCCUUCCUCGGACUGUGAGGAGAAUGAGUACAUGAGUCCCACCUCUCUUCCAGCUGCCGGUGGCCCUUGGGCAAUAACGGGCUCCUUGGUGCCCCCACCGCCGGUGCAGGCCAACCACCACAAUGACGUCAGCACCGAGGUGGCUGACGGUGACUCCGAGGAGCCCAUCGUCUACGAGUCCAUGUGCAACAUCCAGGCGCAGGCGGGUUCCUGUGAGGCGCCGCCGCCCUCCGAACCGGACCCACCUCAACAUCCGGCCGCGCCUCCCCGGGACAAGAAGGAGGAGGCGAUUGAGGAGGACAUCUACGAGUACGACUGUCCCAGACCAAUUCUCCCUCCCGCCCCCACCAGAAGGACUUUGUCGGAUGUGGCCGGCCCCUCGGCGGCCUUCAGCAAUCUCAGCAUUGACGGUGCAGCCGACGACGGGAUGUUUGCAGCAGCGGCCGAGCCCGAACGGCCCCCCAAACCUCUCCCGCGACGAGCCAACUCGGACCGGCGAGCUCGGCCCGUCAACCGUGAAUUGCCCGCUCCGCUGCCGGAGCUCCCCAGCCCCUCCUCCGCCUCUUCCUCCUCUCCUCCUCCUCCUCCCCCCCCUACUCCUACGCCUCCCCCGGGAAGCCAGACCUUAAACGGGGAGAUUGAAUGCCUGGGUUUCUCAGGGCUACUCCAUUCAGGGACAUCCACAAAGCAACUGAUGAUCGCCCAGAACAACCUGGAAGACGGCAAGAACAUCCUGCGCGAGUUCGUCUCCAUCUAA
Molecule: messenger RNA, 2613 nt
Organism: Gasterosteus aculeatus aculeatus (three-spined stickleback)
Lineage: Eukaryota; Metazoa; Chordata; Actinopteri; Perciformes; Gasterosteidae
Product: E3 ubiquitin-protein ligase CBL-like
Biological process (GO): negative regulation of epidermal growth factor-activated receptor activity; cell surface receptor signaling pathway
Cellular component (GO): plasma membrane; membrane raft
Molecular function (GO): SH3 domain binding; ubiquitin protein ligase activity; phosphotyrosine residue binding
Source: RefSeq, a predicted model, not a curated record